AUGGAUACAAAUACAACCGUAGUUUACUCGGUCACCGUAAGGUGUACCACGAGAGCCAAUAGCAGUUCUAUUGAUAAUUCAACUGGAAAAAAAAGGCAACGGUCGCCGUCGCCGACGGAUAACGUGCCUUCAAAGCAAUCCAAAAAAAGUCCGAAGCGUGACGGAGAACUGCAACCACGUAAGUUUCUGUACUUCUUUAUUAUAAUAUUUUUUUUGUUCGCUGUUGUACACGACGGACGCAGUGUUACUAAAUACUGUUUUCACAAGUGUAUACAUUUGAAAUAUCGCAUAAUUGUAGUUUUUGAAUUAAUAAUACUUAAAAACACGUUCUGUAACUGUAUAAUGCGUUUUCUGAAAUGUGCAGAAUUAGUGGUAUCUCCAUCNGAUAUUUUUUACUUCUUUAUUAUGAUAUUUUUUUUGUUCGCUGUUGUACACGACGGACGCAGUGUUACUAGACGGACGCAGUGUUACUAAAUAUUGUUUUCACAAGUGUAUACAUUUGAAAUAUCGCAUAAUUGUAGUUUUUGAAUUAAUAAUACUUAAAAACACGUUUUGUAACUGUGUAAUGAAAUGUGCAGAAUUAGCGGUAUCUCCAUCGCGAAGUCCAACUUCUGCGACCUACAGNGAUGAUGAAACCGACGACGAAACAGUUAGUCUGAUGUCACCGUCGUAAGUAUCUUUGACCGAAUCGUAACUAAUAUUGUUUUAUAUUAAAAAACAAAAAUUAAUAUUAUUCGCACAGCCUUCGUUCUGCGUCACCGCCACCGGAUCUGAGUACUGGACGUUCGUUAUACGAACUGCUCAUGUCAGCUAGCGAUCUAUCAGAUGGCGAUUUCGACGACGGCAGUACUCACAGUAGGUCGCCAUCACCGCCGUAAGUACAAGUAUUUUUGACCGUAUCGUAACUAAUAUUGUUUUAUAUUAAAAAACAAAAAUUAAUAUUAUUUACACAGCCUUCGUUAUGCGUCACCGCCACCGGACUUGUUUAUUAGACGUCCGUUAUACGAAUUACUCAUGUCAGCUAGCGAUCUGUCGGACGGCGAUUUCAACGAUGACAGUGAUUACGGUAGUUCGUCAUCACCGCCGUAAGUACAAGUAUCUUUGACCGUUUCGUAACUAAUAUUGUUUUAUAUUAAAAAAAACAAAAAUUAAUAUUAUUCGCACAGCCUUCGUUAUGCGUCACCGCCACCGGAUCUGAGUACUGGACGUUGGUUAUACGAACUACUCAUGUCAGCUAGCGAUCUGACAGAUGGCGAUUUCCACGACGACAGUACUUACAGUAGGUCGCCAUUACCGCCGUAAGUACAAGUAUUUUUGACCGUAUCGUAACUAAUAUUGUUUUAUAUUUUUAAAGAAAAAAAAAAAUCGGUGUAGACUGUGUAAAUUUUGUGAUCUUUCUGAUUUGGUCUUAACCAGUUUUCCAUUAACAUAAUUGAAAACUAAUAUGUAAAUAUUAUUAAAUAUUAUUUAGCUUGUACCCGACCAGCGAAGGACAUCUGGACAAUCCUAUAAAUGUUCCGGGCCCCCAAAGUACAGGCUUUAAUGCGNAAUAUUGUUUGACAUUUUUAAAGAAAAAAAAAAAAUCGGUGUAGACUGUGUAAAUUCUGUGAUCUUUCUGAUUUGGUCUUAACCAGUUUUGCAUUAACAUAAUUGAAAACUAAUCUGUAAAUAUUAUUAAAUAUUAUUUAGCUUUUACCCGACCAGCGAAAGACAUCUGGACAAUCCUAUAAAUGUUACGGACCCUCAGAGUACAGGCUAUAAUGCGCCAUCUUUGUACAAUAGUAUGUUGCCAAGUUCGUACAGUAUGGCAUAUUGGCCGUACGACUUAGCAUCUUCAUCAUACAUGCCGGUGUCACCAACGUGAGUACUGAAUAUCUUUGAUAGUAUCAAAACUAAUAAUGAUGUUUGAUUUUUAAAAAACUGUUAAAAAAAAAAAAAAAAAACGGUCAAAAACUUUACCAAAUGUAUAAUUACCUAUAUUUUUGAAAAGUUAGUUAAAUAUUUUGUACCGUAGGUAAGUAUGAAAUUAAACAAUUAAACGUUUGUUUACAUAUAUAUAUAUAUUUAUAGCCCUAUCGUAUCUCCGCCCAAUGGUUCGCAACAAUAUGACGAGCCCAUAUAUGUUUCGAGUGACAACGAGGCCAUAUUGAUUUCGNAAAAAAAAAACGGUCAAAAACUUUACCAAAUGUAUAAUUACCUAUAUUUUUGAAAAAUUAUAUUAAAUAUUUUGUAUCGUAGGUAAGUAUGAAAUUAAACAAUUAAACGUUUGUUUACAUAGAUAUAUUUAUAACCCUAUCGUAUCUCCGCCCAAUGGUUCGCAACAGUAUGACGAGCCCAUAUAUGUUUCGAGUGACAACGAGGCCAUAUUGAUUUCGAGUGACGACGACCACAUAUUGAUUUCCAGUGACGACGACCACAUAUUGAUUUCCAGUGAUGACGACCACAUACUGAUUUCCAGUGACGACGACCACAUAUUGAUUUCCAGUGACGACGACCACAUAUUGAUUUCCAGUGGCGACGAAGGCGAUGUAUACCCUUAUGAUGUUUGACCCACCGGGCUGUGUUUUUUUUUUUUAAUUUUGUUAUAUACCUUUCACCUCAUUGA
Cinara cedri is the source of this 2605-nucleotide messenger RNA. NCBI's taxonomy places the organism in Eukaryota, Metazoa, Arthropoda, Insecta, Hemiptera, Aphididae. The record is from the annotation of a GenBank genome assembly.